Hylaeus volcanicus is the source of this 2393-nucleotide messenger RNA. RefSeq lists its product as uncharacterized. Gene Ontology annotation, biological process: regulation of transcription by RNA polymerase II. Lineage: Eukaryota; Metazoa; Arthropoda; Insecta; Hymenoptera; Colletidae. Gene Ontology annotation, cellular component: transcription regulator complex; nucleus. Bases 973 to 1902 code for a protein of 309 amino acids. The record is from RefSeq and is a predicted model, not a curated record. Gene Ontology annotation, molecular function: DNA binding. The transcript is spliced from 2 exons.
UUGUUUCAAACCUCCCGAACCACCCAUUUCAAGGUGUUACAACAUUUUUGGGACACCCUCAUCAAAUGCACUAUGAUUCAACGAGACAGUUCAAAAGCGUCCCAUAAAAAUGACCGACACAGAAUUCACCGACACCGAUAUUGACAAAUUUGAAAAAUUUUUGAAGAAAUACAAAGCGUUUAAUUUAAAGAUUUAUCUAUUAUUAUGGAUAUACUGCGGAUCUUCAUGCAUUUAUAGGAAAUUUGAAUGUGCAAGAACCUACAAAAUGAAAACAACCUGCAAAGAUAUAAAAAAUAUUGAAAGUAAAGUUCAUGUUAUAAUAUUUGCAGAAUAAAAUAAAUUCCUAUUUAGGUUCAAUUUUUGUAGGCACGUUCGCGAAGAUUUUAUUUUGCAUAAAGAUCCGCAGUCUAAUUAUAAGUAUUAGUAUCCAUGCAGUUAAUAUUGGUUUUGAUAAGAUUUGCAUCGAUAAAGUGUACGUUGAUAAAGUGUACGUCGAUAAAGUGUACGUCGAUAAAGUGUACGUCGAUAAAAUCUGCGUCGAUAAAGUCUAUGUCAGUCAUUUUCAUGGGACCCCAGCUAGAUCUUGUUCAAAUGAGGCGAUUUACGCGCGACUCGAGACAGGUAGAGCAUUUACUUAAUAUUCAGAUAGUGUUGGACGAAGUUAUCACGUGACCAAGUAUUACCCCUUCUCACUGCAACUAUCGCGCGACUGCUGGACGCAGCGAUUGUUGUGUCUCUAGUAUAUCGACUCGCACGCUGGCAGUCGAGUCGUGUAUAAGUCGUGAGAUUUGAGGUUCUGGCUACACACGCAACUGUCGCACGACUGCAAUUAUGGGCCUCUAGUACCUCAAAGUAGCGCGCGUAAAUCGCCUACUGGUGGUAUGCGACUACUCUCUGACAAAAAAAUCGAGCAAUUACUUAUAAGUCGUAUCGAAAAAGUGGAAUCGUGUAGUUCCGUUUGUUGUGACUAUAAUGGCGUCUUUAAUGACGAUAAAUAAUGUGGAUACAUUUAUCGAGUUAAUAAAACAGCGACCUUUGUUAUAUAUGAAGGAUUCAAAAGAGUAUACAGAUAUAAAUCUAAAAAAGAAAUUAUGGGAGGAGGUGUGUACUGAAAUAGUUCCUAACUGGACAGAACUUAGCGCAGAGAAUAAAAUGAAAUAUGGACUAGAAGUGCAGAAAAAGUGGAUGAACCUGAGGUCUUGUUUUACCAGAGAAUUAAAAUUGCAGAAGACAGAUAAAUCAGGGAGAAUCUCAAAUAGACGACGGAAAUACAUGUACUAUGACCAACUACUCUUUCUUUUGCCAUCCAUAAAACACAGAACUAUCGAACACAACGUGGAUUCUCAAAUUAUUGUGGAUGAAGAAUUUGAAAGUCAAGAUUCUGGGAGCCAAGAGUCCAAUGUUUGUUCGAAACCUUCUACGUCGCAGUACAAGAAUGGCUCCAUUAAUCUAAAGAAGAAGAAGAGCACGAAUUUCGAGGAAGCACUACUUAAUAUUUUACAGAAAGAAGUGGACGAGGAUACUAAUUUUGUCCUUUCCCUUGUUCCAACAUUGCGAUCAUUAACAGAAGAUGAAAAAUUUCAAGCAAAAAUACAAAUCCUUGAUGUAUUCAGGCAAAUAAAACGGAAUAGAGCCACGAAGCAAUUUUCACCUGAUUCCAACAAUAUUUCGCACAACUUCUCACAAGAACAGAAUAUUCCGACACCAUUACUCCACAUAAGUCUUCCAUACACUUCUCAAGUAGUAAUUCCUGAAAAUGCACAAAAUAAUCCAUCCUCCCCACCAAUUGUGAGCAAACAUCAUUUAAAUGGAACUUGUUCAGAUAUCCCCGAAAAUACUGAACAAUCUUGCUUCAUUGAUUUUCCGGACAAAUCUCCGAAAACUGAAACACCAUCUCCGUGAUAUACAAUAUUUUGACCACAACAAAACACAGAUGGAAAUGAUUUUUAACAUAGCAUUCCAUCUGUUUCACUUAAGAUGUUUGUUUUCUAUAUAAUUUGUAUAUACACGAAUAUCGUAUAUUCGUGGUAAAGUUUUUACAAAGCGAUGAAAAAAUAAACGAGGCCGAUAUGAAAUAAAAAUCGACACUCUCCAAUCCUAUGUUACGCUGCAACUAAGUUAAAGGGGUAUUCUUAUUUUUUUACCAGUUUCGAUUUUUGAUUUUUUUACUACAAAAAUGUUUGAUAAUAUAUUUUAUUUAAAGCAUAGCAACAGCAUAGAGUAUAUAGAAUAUAUGCUGUCUCACUAUAUUGAUUACUCACUAUAUUGUAUAUUUUUUAAUUCUAAAAGGUAUUGUGCUCGUAAAUAACGGUAAUUUUUAGAUAAAAGCAAACGUACACAUAUGUAUCAAUAUCCUUCAACAGGUUAAUACAAUCCAAUGAAAAUAGUUUAAA